AUGUGCAACAUUCGGGAACGAGUUGACAAGUUCAUUGUUGAAUCCACGGGAAACGCCAGCCAAGUGUGGCAGAGGCUCCAUAUGGAUUUUGGGGAGGCCAUGGAUGGUAAAAUGUGGUUAAUAAUAGUCGAUGCAGUAUUGAAAUGGCCUGAAGUGUCGUUCAUGCGCACAACGACCGUCGAGAAAACGAUAGAUAUAUUUAGUAAACAUGGCCUCCCGGAGCAAGUAGUAGUGGAUAGUGGGCUACCGUUUAUAGCUAAGGAGUUCAAGGAGUGGGACAAGUGUGUCUGCGGAACCAUGGAAAUAGCUGGAGAAGUGGUCGGGUCGAACACGUAUAGAGUGCAUCAUGGUAUCGGAAGUCGCUGGACACAUGCUGACCAGCUGGAGAAGCGAGUGUCGUUUUGGGAGGAGGAGAAUCCUCAAAAGGUAGGGAGUCAACGGUCGGCAAGGAAGAGCAACAAGAAGAACACUCGGAAGAAGGACGAACUGGAGCGAAGUAGGCAGUACUCAGGAGGUCGAGCCGCAAACGAAGACAACGGAGAAAAUGAAGGAGUAUCUCGCCAUGAAGAGGGCGCGAGUGAAGAAGCCGGCCGAGUGUCGGGUGUAGUAGACAAGAUAAUCCCGAGCCGCGUGUCCUCCGGAGCGGCUUACCCCACGGUCGUGCCUGUCGAGGCCGGGCUCGAAGAUGGCUGCGACGAGGCCCCUCUCUCACGGUACGAGUCGUCGCCCAGCAGUGAGACGCGCCCAGGAGGGUGUCGUCGGGAUGUGAGAUGGCAGAGGAGCGACAAGAAGUCAGGAUUAGCAUCGAAGCACAUGAAGAUGCCGAACCCCGCAGCCCGUGUAUGGAGGAAUAAAGAGUUGUGA
Cooperia oncophora is the source of this 864-nucleotide messenger RNA. The record is from the annotation of a GenBank genome assembly. Lineage: Eukaryota; Metazoa; Nematoda; Chromadorea; Rhabditida; Trichostrongylidae.